AUGCGUCUUAGCAUUGCUACUGUUGUGGGCUUCGCCAUUGCCCCUGCGUUAGCUAGCUGCCCUUAUGCCCGAGAUGCGGGCACUGAGGCUGACAACAAUGCUAACCUCCAUGCUCACUUACCUCGCGAGAACAUUAUAAGCAAGUCAACCCCAACUGUUGCAUCCCCGACCCCUUCCACGGCGGCUGGAAAAAAGGGUCUGCUGUUAAUGAACCGCAUUGCUCCUGGUGCCUCGGAAUUAUACAUCGCCAACGCGGAUGGCACCAACGAGCGUCCUUUGUUGACAGAUCCCGGUUAUGAAUACCACGCCGAGUUUUCUCCCGAUGGUGAAUGGAUUGGCUUCACGAGUGAGCGGAACGGUGAUGGAAAUUCCGAUAUCUGGCGUGUGCGCCCAGAUGGCUCCGAUCUACAGCCGAUUGUGACAUCUCCGGCAGCGGAAGACAGCGUUGUAAUCUCACCCAAUGGAACGUUGGUAGCAUAUGUUUCAACAGCCAACAAUUACAUCGCAAAUAUUUGGGUCAAGGACCUGGAGACCGGUGCUGAGUGGAAUAUCACAGAUACCCCGGCUAACCUGCCAGAUGAGAACAUGAUGCACGGUCAUUUUCGUCCAGCUUGGUCGCCAGAUGGAAAUUGGCUUGCAUUUUCCUCUGACCGCAACACAAAAUGGGAUGGCCACGGAAAUCUUACGUACCUCGGCCUCGCUGGCUGGGAGCACACCCAAGAGCUCGGCAUUUACAUCAUUCGCCCUGAUGGCUCAGAUCUUCGCCGUGUUGCCAAUCGCACUUGCCACUGCCUUGGGUCCCCCAAAUGGUCACCUGAUGGCAAUCGCCUCAUAUUCUAUGAGAUGACUCGUAAUAAUACGUGGGAUGCGCAUCGGCCUGAGACCGUUGCAAAUGCCAACUCCGCAAUUAUCUCUGUUGGGAUCAAUGGCGAUGACCGUCGAAUUGAGGUUGGCGGGGCUGGUGUUAAGACCUUUCCUCAAUACGUGACAAACUCCACCAUUGGGUACCAUCUGAAAGGCGGUGAUAAGGAGGGCUUGUACCUCACAAACGGUACCUACUUCAAUACCACCAUCCGCUCUCCCUCGUGGUCUCCUGACGGAAAGUACGUUGUUUACGAGAAGGUUGAUUGGUCUAUCCGCCCGCUCUUUAAAGAACUUUACAGCUGGGACAACGACUGGGAAUACCGCUUCACUGAUGUGUUCCCUCAACUCUCGUCGGACGACCGCGUGGCUUUGACUGAAAAGCAGCUUGGGAACUCCUCCAUUGCCACGUUUGACCUAGACGAUAGGCAUGUCUCCUUACUCUACAAGCCUAAUGAUACCAGUCUACUCGACACUGAUCUGAUUCAAGAUGGUCUGGGAGGGGCCUACAGUCCCAGCUGGUCCCCAGAUGGCGAAUGGAUUGUCUUUGGAGUGGGCGGCUGGUUUGAAGCGCGUGAUUGGCGAGGAGGCUGGAUUUUACGUUCCACCGCAAACGGCAGUAAUACCGAGGUCCUUACCACCAGCAGUCUCUGGGUUAACGGAACGAAGAACCUAAAUACCGGCUUUCCUAGCUUCUCUCACGACGGCAAGAAGGUCGUCUACCGCGUGUGGGGUGCUGACACCGCUAAGUACGGUGACGAGACUGAUAUCGGUUUACGCAUUAUCGACAUUGAGACUAGACAGAUCACCCAGCUCACCAGCGGCUGGGACAAUCUCCCCUCUUUCUCGCCCGACGGAGAAUUUAUAAUCUUUACCCGCAAGGUUUCUCCGACUAACUAUGAGGUCUGCACCAUCCGCCCUGACGGCACUGAUCUCCGUAUUCUGACUUCCAGCGGCGCCAACGAUGCCCACGCGGUUUGGCGUCAGGAUGGAAAAAUCUUGUGGUCCUCCGGAAUGUACGGGUUCCAGUAUGAGUGCGCUCUGUACGACCACACCUUCCAGCCCUACGGUCAGAUCAUGAUCAUGGAUUCCGAUGGAUCCAAUAAGCGUGCUUUGACUAACUCCAUAUGGGAGGACUCAAUGCCGCUCUUUCUUCCUAAUGAUUGGUUCUAA
Messenger RNA from Penicillium expansum, 2034 nucleotides. RefSeq names its product TolB family protein. The transcript has a single exon. Bases 1 to 2034 code for a protein of 677 amino acids. NCBI's taxonomy places the organism in Eukaryota, Fungi, Ascomycota, Eurotiomycetes, Eurotiales, Aspergillaceae. The record is from RefSeq and is a predicted model, not a curated record.